Akanthomyces muscarius is the source of this 5922-nucleotide messenger RNA. RefSeq lists its product as uncharacterized. The transcript is spliced from 5 exons. Gene Ontology annotation, cellular component: plasma membrane; 1,3-beta-D-glucan synthase complex. Gene Ontology annotation, biological process: (1->3)-beta-D-glucan biosynthetic process; fungal-type cell wall polysaccharide biosynthetic process. Gene Ontology annotation, molecular function: 1,3-beta-D-glucan synthase activity. Bases 1 to 5922 code for a protein of 1973 amino acids. The record is from RefSeq and is a predicted model, not a curated record. Lineage: Eukaryota; Fungi; Ascomycota; Sordariomycetes; Hypocreales; Cordycipitaceae.
AUGCUGGGCCAGUAUGAACCGCGCGACAGGCAGGGCCUGCGUCGCGCCUCUAUUAAGCCGUACUCUACAGCAGCGAACAAUAUGUCUGGUUACCAAGGUGGUCACCACGACCAGUACGACCAAGGCUACGGCCAGGCCGGACAUGGUGAUGGCUAUUAUCAAGAUGACCAGUACUACGACCAUGGUGCUCAUGGCGACCAAGGGGCUCAUGUCGAUCAUGGUGCCCACGGCGAUCAUGGUGCGCAUGGUGCCCAAGGCGAUGGCUACUAUGAUGAAUCCGGAUACUAUCACGCCGAUGCCAACAACCCGUAUCACCAAGACGGAGGCUACUAUGAUGGACACGACCAGUAUCAAGAUGACUACUACAACAACAACCAGGGCUACUAUGAUGGCGACUAUAGUCAGGGAUACGCUCAAGGCGGUCGUCAUCCGUCUGAGGAAGAAUCUGAGACAUUUAGCGAUUUCACCAUGAGAUCUGACAUGGCUCGCGCUGCCGAAAUGGAUUAUUACGGCCGUGGUGAUGAGCAAUACAAUGGAUACGGAGAAGGCGGUCGUGGAUACCGCCCGCCGUCCUCGCAGAUGUCUUACGGCGGUAACAGAUCUUCUGGUGCCUCAACCCCCAACUACGGCAUGGAAUAUGGCAAUGGCUUGCCAAGCCAGCGCUCCAAGGAGCCAUAUCCCGCCUGGACGUCCGACGCUCAGAUUCCGCUUUCAAAGGAAGAGAUUGAAGACAUUUUCCUCGAUCUUACCUCGAAGUUCGGAUUCCAACGAGACAGCAUGCGCAACAUGUAUGACCAUCUCAUGACACUUCUGGACUCCAGAGCUUCUCGUAUGACACCUAACCAGGCGCUUCUGUCUCUUCAUGCCGACUACAUUGGAGGUGAUAAUGCCAACUACCGCAAAUGGUACUUUGCUGCGCAUCUCGACCUUGAUGAUGCUGUUGGCUUUGCCAAUGCCUCUACCAAGAACAGAAAGCGCAAGGCGAAGAAGAGCAAAAAGAAGGGGGCUGAAUCUGGGAACGAGGCGGAGACUCUGCAAGAACUCGAAGGUGAUGAUAGUCUUGAAGCCGCGGAGUAUCGCUGGAAGACACGCAUGAACCGUAUGUCUCAGUUUGACCGCGUUCGCCAGAUCGCACUUUACCUGCUCUGUUGGGGCGAAGCCAACCAGGUCCGCUUUAUGCCCGAGUGCCUCUGCUUCAUCUUCAAGUGUGCGGACGACUACCUGAACUCGCCGGCCUGCCAAGCUCUUGUGGAGCCAGUCGAGGAGUUCACCUUCUUGAACAAUGUCAUCACACCACUGUAUCAGUACUGUCGUGACCAGGGAUACGAGAUUCUCAACGGCGUUUACGUUCGCAGAGAACGCGAUCACAAACACAUCAUCGGCUACGAUGAUUGCAACCAGCUUUUCUGGUACCCUGAAGGCAUCGAACGUCUCGUUCUCGAGGAUAAAAGCAAACUCGUCGACAUACCUCCCGCUGAACGCUACCUCAAGUUGAAAGAGGUCAACUGGAAGAAAUGUUUUUUCAAAACUUACAAAGAAUCCCGCUCUUGGUUCCAUUUGCUGCUCAACUUCAACCGUAUCUGGGUUAUCCAUCUGACGAUGUUCUGGUUCUACACCUCACACAAUGCUCCGUCGCUUAUUACCUACAAGUACGAGCAGCAGAAGGACAAUCAGCCACCUGCCUCGAAGCAGUUUUCCAUUGUUGGUUUUGGUGGAGCUAUCGCGUCACUUAUCCAAAUCCUUGCGACGUUGGCCGAGUGGGUGUAUGUUCCACGCCGUUGGGCCGGAGCACAGCAUCUCACUAAGCGACUGUUGUUCUUAAUUGUCAUUCUCGUUCUCAACGUCGGACCCGGUGUCAAAGUCUUCAUGUUUCACGGAAACGGCAAGGAAACGGAUCCGGACAAGAGGAAUAAGGAUACCCCUAUCGAUAAGGCUCUCGGCAUCGUACACUUCGUCAUUGCUAUUUUCACGUUCCUCUUCUUCUCUGUCAUGCCUCUUGGCGGCCUGUUUGGCAGUUAUUUGACCAAGAAAUCUCGACGUUAUGUGGCGAGCCAGACCUUUACAGCCAGCUACCCUCGCCUAACUGGUAACGAUAUGGCAAUGUCGUUUGGAUUGUGGCUCACCGUCUUCGGUGCUAAAUUUGGCGAAUCCUACGUCUAUCUUACUCUCUCAUUCCGUGAUCCAAUUCGAUACCUCUCGAUUAUGGAGAUUGACUGCUUGGGCGACAAGAUGUUCGGAGCAUCGGCCGAUAUUUUGUGCAAACAUCAGCCUACGAUCGUCCUCAUACUCAUGACUUUCACCGAUUUGAUCUUCUUCUUCCUGGACACUUAUCUUUUCUAUGUCAUCUUGAAUACCGUGUUCUCCAUCGCACGAUCUUUCUACAUCGGUUCCUCGAUCUGGACACCUUGGCGAAACAUCUUUUCGAGACUACCAAAGCGUAUCUACUCGAAGGUGCUUGCAACGACUGACAUGGAGAUCAAAUACAAACCUAAGGUACUGAUUUCCCAAGUCUGGAACGCCAUCAUCAUCUCAAUGUAUCGUGAGCAUUUACUUGCAAUCGAUCACGUGCAAAAACUGCUCUACCAUCAAGUACCCUCUGAGCAGGAAGGCAAGCGGACUCUUCGAGCGCCGACCUUUUUCGUCUCCCAAGAAGAUCACUCUUUCAAGACGGAAUUCUUCCCAAGCCACAGCGAGGCUGAACGCCGCAUAUCAUUCUUUGCUCAGUCCCUUUCUACGCCGAUCCCUGAACCUGUACCGGUUGAUAAUAUGCCCACUUUCACUGUCAUGAUCCCGCACUACAGCGAAAAGAUUCUUCUCUCCUUGCGAGAAAUCAUUCGCGAGGAUGAGCCUUACUCCCGUGUAACACUUCUGGAAUAUCUGAAGCAGCUGCAUCCACAUGAAUGGGAAUGCUUCGUCAAGGACACAAAGAUUUUGGCAGAUGAAACGGCCCAAAUGAAUGGUGAACCGGAGAAGAGUGAAAAGGACACGGCGAAGAGCAAAAUCGACGAUUUGCCUUUCUACUGCAUCGGAUUCAAGUCUUCUGCCCCGGAGUACACCCUUCGCACUCGUAUCUGGGCAUCCUUGCGUUUCCAAACUCUGUACCGCACGGUUUCUGGCUUCAUGAAUUAUAGCCGCGCCAUCAAACUGCUCUAUCGUGUCGAAAACCCCGAGGUUGUCCAGAUGUUCGGCGGAAAUUCGGAAAAACUAGAGCGAGAACUGGAAAGAAUGGCCCGCCGCAAGUUCAAGCUUGUUGUUUCUAUGCAACGCUACUCGAAAUUCAAAAAGGAGGAAAUGGAGAAUGCUGAGUUUCUACUUCGCGCCUACCCAGAUCUCCAAAUUGCCUACCUGGAUGAAGAGCCCCCCCUGUCUGAAGGUGAAGAGCCUCGUCUGUACUCGGCGCUUAUUGAUGGGCACUCGGAAAUCAUGGAGAAUGGCAUGCGGCGGCCGAAAUUUCGCGUUCAGCUCUCUGGUAACCCGAUUCUGGGUGAUGGCAAAUCCGACAAUCAAAACCAUGCCAUCAUCUUCUACCGUGGUGAAUACAUUCAGCUCAUCGACGCCAACCAGGACAACUAUUUGGAAGAAUGUCUGAAGAUUCGCAGUGUUCUCGCUGAAUUUGAGGAGAUGAAGCCUGAUAACCAUUCUCCUUACACCCCUGGAGUGAAGAACGACGUACAUACCCCUGUCGCUAUCCUUGGUGCUCGUGAAUAUAUCUUCUCAGAGAACAUUGGCAUUCUUGGAGACGUCGCUGCCGGAAAGGAACAGACCUUCGGUACUCUGUUUGCUCGUACCAUGGCACAGAUAGGUGGCAAACUUCACUACGGCCAUCCAGACUUCCUGAACGGUAUCUUUAUGACAACACGUGGCGGAGUAUCGAAGGCUCAAAAGGGACUGCACUUGAACGAAGACAUUUUCGCAGGCAUGAAUGCACUUGUUCGUGGUGGACGGAUCAAGCACUGUGAAUACUAUCAGUGUGGUAAGGGUCGUGAUCUUGGAUUUGGUUCUAUUCUCAACUUCACAACCAAAAUUGGCACUGGCAUGGGAGAACAGUGGCUCUCGCGAGAGUACUACUACCUCGGUACUCAGCUUCCUCUUGACAGAUUUCUGUCCUUCUACUAUGCACACGCAGGGUUCCACGUCAACAACAUGUUCAUUAUGUUGUCGGUCCAGUCAUUCAUGCUGACGCUGAUGUCCAUUGGCGCCCUUCGCCAUGAAACUAUCCGCUGCGACUACAACCCGCAGAAGCCGAUUACGGAUGCGCUAUAUCCCACCAAAUGCUCUAACACGGAUGAGUUGAUGGGCUGGAUUUAUCGUUGCAUUAUCUCCAUUUUCUUCGUUUUCUUCAUCUCUUUCGUUCCGCUCAUUGUUCAAGAACUGACGGAGCGCGGUGUAUGGCGUGCAGCUUUACGUUUCAUUAAGCAGUUUUGCUCUCUGUCCCCAUUCUUCGAAGUGUUUGUCUGCCAGAUUUACGCCAACUCGGUUCAACAGGAUCUGGCAUUUGGUGGUGCACGAUAUAUUGGUACUGGUCGUGGCUUCGCAACAGCUCGCAUCCCUUUCGGCGUUUUAUAUUCGCGAUUUGCCGGACAGUCGAUCUACUUCGGUGCCAGACUCCUGAUGAUGCUUCUGUUUGCCACUUCCACCGCAUGGCAACCCGCUCUAACCUACUUCUGGAUCGUGCUGCUUGGCCUCAUUAUCUCACCCUUCCUGUACAACCCCCACCAGUUUGCCUGGACCGAUUUCUUUAUUGAUUACCGCGACUUCCUUCGAUGGCUGUCUCGAGGCAACUCGCGCUCGCACGCUUCUUCCUGGAUAACGUUUUGCCGACUGUCCCGCACCCGUAUCACAGGCUACAAGCGCAAGGUUAUGGGCGAUGCUUCAGCCAAGAUGUCUGCUGACGUUUCUCGGGCUGCUAUCGCCAACAUUUUCUUGACGGAAAUCCUUACACCACUGCUACUUGCUGCUACCACAACCGUUGCCUACCUGUUCGUCAAUGCACAAACUGGUGUGACAAAGAACGAAACGAAUACGACCGCGAAACCUGGCUUCACGAUUCAGGCCUCUGGCUCAUUGAUUCGAUUGGCAGUCGUGGCUUUUGCGCCUAUUGGCAUCAACGCCGGUGUUCUUGCAGCUAUGUUUGGAAUGGCAUGUUGUAUGGGACCAGUUCUAAACAUGUGCUGCAAGAAAUUUGGCCCUGUUCUCGCUGGUAUCGCCCACGGUGCGGCUGCCGUCUUCAUGAUCCUCUUCUUCGAGGUCAUGUAUGUUCUGGAAGGAUUCAAUUUCGCCAGAGCUCUUGCUGGCAUCAUUGCCGCGAUGUGUAUCCAGCGAUUCGUUUUUAAACUUAUUGUGUCUCUAGCGUUGACUCGAGAGUUCAAAACUGAUCAGUCCAACAUCGCUUUCUGGAACGGAAAAUGGUACUCAAUGGGCUGGCACUCUAUAUCACAACCAGCACGAGAGUUUCUAUGCAAGAUUACAGAACUCAGCAUGUUUUCUGCUGAUUUCAUCUUGGGGCAUUGGAUUUUAUUCAUGAUGGCCCCAUUGAUUCUGAUUCCUCAGAUUGACAAGAUACAUUCCAUGAUGCUCUUCUGGUUGCUGCCUAGUCGUCAGAUUCGUCCGCCCAUCUACUCCAUGAAGCAGUCAAAGCUACGCCGCAGACGUGUGAUUCGCUUUGCCAUUCUUUACUUUGUUCUACUUGUCAUUUUCCUGGCACUUGCCGUUGCUCCUGGUGUUAUCGGCAAGAAGGUGCUUGGCGAUACCAUUUUCGAUGCCAUAGGCAAGGGCGACGGCGUUGCCGGUCUGCGCCUCUUGCAGCCAUGGGGUUUGGACAACAACAACACCGAAGGCAAGACCGAAACUGGCACAAAGGCUAAUGGUGGUGAUGCAUCUGCGACAUCGACGGAUGAUUCUUCGAAGUUGCGUCUAUUCUAA